AUGCAUCGACGUUCUACUGCAACAUCAAUGGCUUUAACCAAUGCUAAGAACCGGCGGUUUAGUCUCGAUCAGACGAAUAUUUCGCCUACAAUUUACUGUGAAGGCUACGCACGUAUUAAACGUCGUAAUGUUUUGACUUGGAACACACGUUUUCUUGUCCUAAGUAACACGCAAUUACUUUUCUUUCAGAAUAAACACGACGCCAGCUAUCGUCGUAAUGUUGUGGAUUCUCAGGAACUUGUCAGUGGUUGUGUAUCUCCCAAGAACGUCCUGGGCAUCGAAUUUACUUUUGCAGAUGGCCGGGAACUAGUCGGUCGUGUAUUUAAUCGUGCCGAUCAGGCACAAUGGGUGUCAGCCUUUUACCAAUUGGCAAUGAAGAGUGACGUGUGUCGCAGUAAAAGCGUAUCCAUGGAUGAGAACGACAAGACUGCGACUGUCAAGCGUCGUGUCUCGUUCUUUGGCAGCGUCUUGGUCCGUACGAUCCCAACCGUGCCAGAGAAUCAAGUACCUGAGCUUUUUUACAGCAAGAAAGACGUGGCAAAGUUCUCCGAGCGAGCCUCGAGUCUACUGGGUCGCACAGAAGAUGCCGUGUCCUUGGUAUUUCAAAAACCGUGGUACUGA
Peronospora farinosa is the source of this 621-nucleotide messenger RNA. Lineage: Eukaryota; Oomycota; Peronosporomycetes; Peronosporales; Peronosporaceae. The record is from the annotation of a GenBank genome assembly.